AUGGAGGCAACUGGUAUUUGGGCAGAAAUUGAAUGUUCUGAGAGUUACCUUGUGUGCUCUAUGUAUCAAGAAGCAGAGUCAUUAUCUUCCUCCAUACUGAAAAGAAUAUUUGGCAACAUUGAUGUUUUAUCCGAGGAUGAUCAUCAUCAUCAGUUACAUGACAUGUUGGAAUCUGCUGGUAUGGUUUUAAUCCAAUCCUUGCAUGGACUCGGCAGGACUGUAGAGAUUGUAAACGAGUUAAGAGAUAUAUCAACUGGUUCCUACUCGGGUGCACGUGAGAUACUGGAAGAGUUCUUUAGUAUAUGGGUUUACCAGGACAACCACUAUAUCCUUAAUGAUGUUGGAUUAAGUGCAAAAGGAUUUCAUGGGAAAAUACAGUUGGAUAUUGAUGAGCACAUGGAAUUUGUGGAGCUGUAUACCUUUGGAGUUCUUGCAAAAGUUUCAAGUGAUAUGGGCCUAGCCAUUUCAUGGGUUGAGAAAGCUGCAUUGCCUGAAGAAAGACGACAGGGGCUUUUGAGAAGAUUACAUUCUUUACUUUCUCUCAAAACAGCAAACAUUCCAGAGGCUAGUUCUUUUGAGGAAGAUUCCAAGGAUUCUUCUUAUGCUUUAGUAAAUAAGAACAAGUCUCUGGCUAAUGAAAAGAUUGAUUCCGUCCUGAAACUCUCCAAACAACAUGAGCCGUCGUCACUUUGGUCAUCACAUCCUCUAAGCCUUAAGCUUGGUAAUACCCAAUAUAGCAUUUCCAAAGGGAAGGUUGCCAUAAGCCUUGUUGGAUUAAUCAUAUGUUAUGCUUUGAAGAGAAAACGAGCUGCUUUCAUACGGUUCAUUCGCAGACAAAUGGAGUCCACGAAAAAAGCAAUUGUAGAUUUCUGGAAGCUUGCGUUUUCAUACCAAGUGAACCCUCUUGCAGCUAUUCAAUCCAUACCAAGCAGUACAACAUGA
Molecule: messenger RNA, 942 nt
Organism: Arabis nemorensis
Lineage: Eukaryota; Viridiplantae; Streptophyta; Magnoliopsida; Brassicales; Brassicaceae
Source: the annotation of a GenBank genome assembly